This is a messenger RNA of Drosophila grimshawi, 2334 nucleotides long. RefSeq lists its product as uncharacterized. The record is from RefSeq and is a predicted model, not a curated record. NCBI's taxonomy places the organism in Eukaryota, Metazoa, Arthropoda, Insecta, Diptera, Drosophilidae. The coding region runs from base 275 to 1726 and encodes 483 amino acids. The transcript has 6 exons.
ACAAACAAGAUAAGAGCUUAAGCGUUGUCGUAAUGAAUGAACACUGCCAAAAACUACAUAUGUAGCCAAUGAUUUAUAAUAAUGGCCCCCAAUGCAGACUAGAUCCCAGACUACUGACUACUGACUACUGACUCCUGACUUCAGACUCCCCAGUGACAGCAACGCGCCAAAUUAAGCUAAAUCUGGCAAAGAGUGCGCCAAAUUAAUUAACUCGCUCGUCAGCUGCUCAACCCGCUGCACAACUCUGCGGUUCCAUUAAUUUCACACUUUAUUAAUGUCAAACGUCGGGUGCGGAGCAAGUGGGCCAGUGGCAAACGCUCGCAAAGUGUCCAAACAGCGCGACACGCUGACAAUGUGGCAGACGCUAUCAACGCUAUCCACAUCACUCACACUGCUCCCCACGUUACUCACUCAUGCCACUGCUGGCUGUAAGUGUGAGCUCGGGCAUCGCAUCAGGUCAAAGCAACGCCCCAACAUUAGUGGCAACAACACGGAAAUGCAAAGUCACAGCCAGAGCAGCGGCAGCAAUGCGGCCAACAUGUUGCCAUCAACAUCAGCAGACAUUGCGACGACAACGAGAACGACAACAGCAACAACAACGACAACAACAACGGCUGCAAUAGCGGCAACAACAGCGAUGACGCUGACAGCGACAGGAAUAGUGGUAAAAACCGCGCGUAGGUGUCGCUGCUCCAUGCCCAGAAACAGCAAAGUUGCAGCCAGCAUCCUGCACUGGCUCCUACUCCUGUGCAUCCUUUGCGAUGCCGCCCAGGCAACGUUGCGCAAUGUCAAUCUGCUCGUGGAGCCACCGGCGGUGCGACGUGGCCAGUCGGUGGCGCUCCGGUGCGAGUAUCAGUUGGAUGGUGCACCGCUCUAUUCGAUUAAGUUCUAUCGAGGCCAGUUGGAGUUUUAUCGCUUCACUCCCGGCGAGUAUCCGCACACAAAGGUCUUUCAGUAUCCUGGCAUUAAAGUGGACGAAAGCAGCUCGAAUGCCACCCUAGUGGUCAUACGCAAUGUCAGCUUUGGGCUAUCCGGAAAUUUCAGCUGCGAGGUGACAGCUGAUGCUCCACUCUACUCGACAGCCACCGCUUAUGCGCAAAUGCAAGUUGUGGAAUUCCCAGAGAAACGACCCCAUCUAUUUACAGAGCAGACCCGUUACGAGCCAGGCGAUGUGCUCCGGGCCAAUUGUAGUACGUUGCCGUCAAGACCACGUGCUGAGCUACGCUUCACCAUCAACCAGAUGCCGGUGACCACAGAGGAAACACAAUACAUUCGCACGGUUGACAAUCUAAUAGCAUCCAGGCUGAGUAUCAAAUUGCAAUUGCAAUCGGUGCACUUUGUGGCCGCCACCACCAAUGCCAAUGGAAAUGGCAAUGUCAACACACAUGGCCGAGUUGCUAAUAUGCAAAGGACAAAUGCAUUGGGCACUGGAACAGGCUCUGGCUCUGGUACUGGUGGUGGCGCCGGACACGCUGGAGGACUCAUGUUACGCUGCACGGCUCAAAUUGGUGAUUUAUAUCAAGAGUACAAGGAAAUUGAAUUGGGCACGCCACAAAAGGAUCCAGUGCCGGCGAGAGUUACACUCUCAUCCGGCUCAGGGUUGAGGAAUUUCUUGGAAACCUAUUUCUACACAUCGGCAGCUGGCCGAGUAUUCAGCGUAACCACAUUUUUCAUUUGCUGCCUAAUCUCCAUGUUCUCGAUGAUGAUAACAACAAGCGGCAGCUAAAUGCAAAAUUGAUUACAUUCUAGCUACAAUUACUUACAUACAUAGAGAGUACAGCUUGAACAUGAAAUGUGUACAGCAUAGAUAAUGGCUUCGAUGUGUGUGGCCAAUCGUAUUAAGCUUAGCCGCUACACUUCCCCCUCCUCCAAUCCUGCCAGUCAACCGAAAAAAAUAUCCGCUCUAACCACUAAAUAAAAUACACAUUAUAUUCAUAUAUAUGUUGUACACAUUCACAUGAAAUAAUACCAUUUUUGUAAAUAUUUUUUUAUGAUGUAAGCCCUUGCACGUACAUACAUUAGAUGGAAAGCACAGCCACACACACACACACACACACACAGUCUGCCAGUCGAACAGACUGAGAAGCGGACAGACAGGCAGGCAAGCAUGGCUACUUGUUAAUUAAUGGAUUAUUUAAUGAUGCAUUAAAUAUUGCAUAAAUUAUUAUUUCAACUGCAUUUUACUCCAUUAAAAACCAAAACUGCAAUAGCACUUUGAAUAUCAACUUUAAAUAUAAGUAAUUAAAUAAAGACCUAUACAAAAACGCAAUUUAAAAAUUGUAAAAAUAAGGAAAUAUAUUAAAAAUAAAAACAGCAUAGAUAUUCGAAUACAAA